Solea senegalensis (Senegalese sole) is the source of this 2489-nucleotide messenger RNA. Its product is annotated as trace amine-associated receptor 13c-like. Gene Ontology annotation, molecular function: trace-amine receptor activity. Gene Ontology annotation, biological process: G protein-coupled receptor signaling pathway; cell surface receptor signaling pathway. The record is from RefSeq and is a predicted model, not a curated record. Lineage: Eukaryota; Metazoa; Chordata; Actinopteri; Pleuronectiformes; Soleidae. Bases 33 to 1016 code for a protein of 327 amino acids. Gene Ontology annotation, cellular component: membrane. The transcript is spliced from 2 exons.
GGGCAGCGUCUUGUCUUGGCCUCACUGUAACGAUGCAAACCCUCGAUGAAGUAGACCUCUGUUUCCCACAACUCCUCAACGCCUCUUGCAGGAAGACGGCAUUGCCUCCGGCUGUGUCCAUGAUCACUUACAUCAUGCUGACAUUCAUCGGUCUGCUGACUUUGAUGCUCAACCUGCUCGUCAUUGUCUCCAUUUCCCACUUCAGGCAGCUCCAUACCCCCACCAAUAUCCUCCUCCUUUCUCUGGGUAUCUCAGAUUUUUUCGUGGGUUUCCUUAUUUUCAUUCAAACCUCGGCGAUAGACGGCUGCUGGUUCCUCGGUGACUUCAUGUGUAUUGUGUAUUACGUGCUGGAAUACAUCAUCGUCUCUUCCUCGAUAGGAACCAUGAUCCUCAUAUCAGUCGAUCGCUAUGUGGCUAUUUGUGACCCAAUGCAUUACCGAACCAAAGUCACUGAAAAAAGAGUUAAAAUGUGUGUUUGUGCUUGUUGGGGGUGUGCGACCCUCUGUCACUGUGUGCUGCUGAGGCACAACCUGAAACAGCCAGGCAGCCUGAAUUCCUGCAUCGGAGAGUGUGUCAUUCUAAUCAAUAACAUCUCUUUAGUCAUUGACAUGACUGUGUCCUUUAUAGGUCCUGUCAUUGUCGUUGUCGUCCUGUAUCUCAGAAUCUUUGUGGCAGUCAUCGUUCAGGUCCGUGCCAUGCGAGUGCACACGGCAGCUGGUCCUCAACAGACUUCGAUCAAAGUAAAGAAAUCAGAAAUGAAAGCGGCGCGGACUCUCGGCGUUGUUAUUGUUGUGUUUUUAUUAUGCCUCUGCCCAUUUUUUAGCAGUGCGGUGACAGGCGAGGACAUCCUGCUCAAUGUGUCAAGUGAUGCAUUUGUCAUACUUUUUUUCGACUUUAACUCCAGUUUAAACCCACUGAUAUAUGCCUUUUUCUAUCCCUGGUUUAGAAAAUCUAUCAAACUAAUUUUUACACUACAAAUACUGAAGCCUGGCUCCUCUGACUUCAAAUUAAUGUAAAGCCAAUGGAGCUGAUGAGUAGUUUUUCAUAAUGUAGGGAUCCUACAGAGCAAUAGAGAAACCCAGUGAACAGAGUAAAGUCUAGACAUAAAUUAAACAUAAACUGUCUGCUUAGGUGGACAUUAGAAUCUCUUCUAUGCUUUAACCCUGGGUUUGGAAGUGUGCACAUAGUGUUGCAUGCAACAUCCCAGCCAUGUGAAAGCACAACAUACGUGGGAAAACUGAAAACCUGAUGUCCUUUAUUGCCCAUAAUGCAUCGUAUAUGUCACAUAUUGUGUCCAGAAUGUUAUAAAUAUUGCACAAGUCAAUUCCCACAAGUUUUCUGCCCCUAAAUGUCAAUUUUCCCGUCUCAUUUAUGCUUUUAUCACUGCACUUUAAGCUUUUUUAACAUUCUGUACAUGUGCCAUGACUCUCUGUGACCAAGAUGUGAUUUAAAUAGUUGUUUUUGUUCUGUUUUUGUAUCUCCAAGAUAUGAGUCAUAAAAAUGUGUGAUGGUCAGUGAUAAUCUCUUGUGCAUUUUUAAGGAUGUGUUCUUGAUGAAUUUUGCAAAGCCGGUGUUUGUGCAAAUUUUAAUGUAGAUUAUAAUGUAAUUAUCUUGAGUUAAAUUCACAGCAUCACAAUGAAAACCAAAGUGAUGAUGAUGUUAUGAUGAUAUCUGUAAUAUUAAGCUUGAAUGAUCCUGAAUGAGUCUCUGCAUCAGAGAGCUUUGUGUGUGUGUAUUCCUUACGUUGUGCGUUGUACAUUUGCACUGUCACAUUAUGGGCAUGUGUCUUCCUCAUGCAGACAAACUACUUUUUAAGGUGAAGACAUGUUUUAAAGUUAGGCUGAGGUUACAAUUUGUAUAAGGCCACUAGUAAUUGAGGUCAAUACAGUGUCCUCUGAAGUAGGACUGGGUUUUGCUACCAAUUUCAAUUUGGUCCACAAUUUGAUUUGAUUCAACUCUGAUUUAAAUUGGAAUAAUUUGGUAACAGUACCACUCUUAGUGGGAAAUGAAAACAUUUUUACAGAAUUACUAAUUAUAAGCGUUACUACAAAUCUAUGUUUUGGUUUCUUUCACUGAGAUACAACAGUUGUUCUCAAACAAUAAGCACUGAGAAUCCCACUCAUCCAUGAAUUUAUGACCCACACUGUUUAAACUCAUGUUUAUUUCACAAAUACCUUCAUGCAAGGCCCUACAUUAAUAUCCUGUUUUAUGUAGGUCGAGAGGUGAUAUACGAUGUUGGUAUUUUAUACGAAAUGUGCUCAAAAUGUCUAGUUUUCACUUGAUUUUGUUUAUUUUGCAGAGUACAAUACAUAAAAAUGAUAAUAUGAAUAUCUUGAAUGAAAUUCAAAGCAGUAACAAUGAAAGUCAAAGUAUUGUUGAUGAUGUUUUGAUGAUAUAUGUAAUAUUAAGCGUGGAUAUUCCUGAAUCAGUUUCUGCAUUAGACAUCUGUGUGUGUGUGUAUGUCUGUGUGCACCUGGUACUCCUCAAGU